This is a messenger RNA of Puntigrus tetrazona (Sumatra barb), 3278 nucleotides long. It is a transcript of the gene tspan14, whose product is annotated as tetraspanin 14. Bases 678 to 1490 code for a protein of 270 amino acids. Gene Ontology annotation, biological process: regulation of vascular endothelial growth factor signaling pathway; protein maturation; protein localization to plasma membrane. NCBI's taxonomy places the organism in Eukaryota, Metazoa, Chordata, Actinopteri, Cypriniformes, Cyprinidae. Gene Ontology annotation, cellular component: membrane. The transcript has 9 exons. The record is from RefSeq and is a predicted model, not a curated record.
GCUUUUUUAUUGUAAAUACGUAAACGGACGUGAACUACCGAGCGCUGCGUUUCACGCAGAGAUACGGCGCGCUCGCGCACUCUCCUUUCUUGUAAAUAAAUAAAACUGCGGCUUAUUUUGACUUGCUGUAAAGAUUGUAUUUUUUUGUACGUUGUACGUUUGUAAUAAGUAGGCAAUUGUGAGUAAAUUAUGUUUUGACAGGUCUUGAGAUGGUAAAGUUUGUUGGUUAGCCAUAUUGUGAUAUCUAGCUAUUGGCAUUGUUCUAGCUUUUAUCGAAGAAAAACAAUUCAUAUUAUCAUAGGACUGAAGGUGUUCUCUGCAUUAACUUCCUAAAAUCUCUUGAAUGAGAAUAUUGAAUGUUGUGGUAGACUGAGAGUUGCCUUGGCAGCUGGUUUUAUAAAGUGAGCUGACAACUUUGCUAAUCAACUAGCCACUUAGCUAACUAGUAAGAGGAAGAAGAAAGUGUAGGGCAGAGCUUGUGAGCCAUCUUGUGUGUAUUCGCUUACGAUUUUUCAUUAUUGGAUGGAUGUAUUUUAUUGUAAGUUGUCUGUGGGGCAUUCAAAUAUCCCGAGCCCAUACCUGAUGUGAUAAUAAAAAGAAAACAAUUGUACACACGGAUUUUUACCCCAGAAUUACAGAACUGAACGUAUUCGGUGGUUUGCAGCUGGAAGAAGAAAAUGCACUAUUACAGAUAUGAAAACGCAGAGGUCAGCUGUUGCUACAAAUACCUCAUGUUCAGUUACAACAUUAUUUUUUGGCUGGCUGGAACAGCAUUCAUUGCAAUUGGCUUCUGGGCCUGGAGUGAAAAGGGUGUUUUAUCGGAUCUGACACAAGUUACACGUCUACAUGGUUUUGACCCAGUUUGGGGGGUGCUUGUUGUGGGCACAGUCACUUUCAUUUUGGGAUUUGCUGGGUGUGUUGGAGCUCUCAGGGAAAACAUCUGCCUCCUUAAGUUUUUCUCUGGAGUCAUCGGCUUCAUCUUCUUCCUGGAGUUGACGGCUGCUGUGUUGGCGUUUGUGUUCCAGGGCCAAGUUAGGGAAUGGAUCAAUGAUUUCUUUUUGGCCAAUGUAAAGGCUUACAGGGAAGACAUUGACCUGCAGAAUCUGAUUGACUCUCUCCAGAAACUGAAUCAUUGCUGUGGAGCUAAAGACCCCAACGACUGGAAUCUAAAUGUGUAUUUUAACUGCUCAACUGAUAACCCCAGCAGAGAGAGAUGUGGAGUGCCCUUUUCCUGCUGCAUCAGCGACCCUGCUGAUACAGUGGUGAACACGCAGUGCGGAUAUGAUAUUAGAAUGUCUGCCACACCGUCUCACUGGAGCAACACCAUUUAUGUCAAAGGAUGCAUGAUGGCUUUAGAGGAGUGGCUUCCACGCAAUCUGUACAUUGUGGCUGGAGUCUUCAUAGUCAUAUCGUUGCUACAGAUGGUGGGAAUCUUCUUGGCAAGGACACUGAUUGGAGACAUUGAAAAAGUAAAGUUUAAUUAUUACUGAGCUCUGAUGUAACUGAAAGGGAGCUAAGGGCAAUGGAAAAAGACGUGGAUCUACAUUUAAUUUUCUACGUCUCUUUUUGUGGAGAAGAGGACUCUACACCAUUCACUGGACCACCUUUUCAGCAAUUCUAUAGACUACAUAUUGAAUACGCGGCUGCCUAAGCUCAGUUGGAUACUGUCACAUGUGUGCCUUGUCUCUUCUUCAAGUUUACCUCCAGUCCACUCCCUAUUUUUAUUCAAAUAUUUGUUUUUUUUAAUAGGACAACCAUUAACCAAACAUUUGUAUUUUUGCGACCACUAUUAACCAAGCGGAGUAUACUUAAGUGGCAACACGAUGGGACCAUAACCUGUAAACUAACCUGAAGUGUAAUUUGUUAUAAGUGGUCAACCAAGCUUUGAUUACUGAAAUGUAAUGUAUCUUACAUGGUCCUGUUACAUACACUCCAAAAUCUUAUGCGUACUUAUUUGUUGUUAUUGGGAACUGAAUUAAGAAUUGGUACAAAAGCACAAACUGGAACAAAUUUAGGAUGUUUUUUUAGAAGCAUGUUUAUUUUUCCUUGAAGAUGAAAAAAAACGUGUCCUCUCACAGUAAAAAGUCUUAUGAAAGAGAACAGUUUCACGCAGUUUUAACUGCAGUAAACGCAUAUCUUUUAAUGUUUGUUGAGUUUUGUUGAAUUUAUUACUUAAGUCUUUCCGCGGACAGAAGGUCUGCAUUUAAUGUCAACCGCAAAGAGUGCAGAAGAAAAUGAUCAGGAUCUGACCGGAAGUACUCGCAUGUAAACGGAACACAUCGGGAAUACAGCUGCUUAGAAAUCAAAUGCCAGUGAGCCGAUCCAUUAGAUCCUAAAUGAUAGAGGUAAGAUACAUCAGUAUGUAUCCUUUAUAUUACAGUAAGCAACUCAUAUGUGCUGUUAUUUGUUCAUUCUGUUUGAUCAUUUUUAACAGAAUGUCUCACAUUUGUAAAUGGUCACUUUCUGUUGGACCUCUGCUUAACUUUUAAGAUUCACUGGAAAUUCACGUAGUCACCAUAUGGCUUAUACUGAUGUCAACAUUGCCUUGAGAUGCCAACGUUUACCUCCUUUUUUUCUACUCUUACUUCUUGACUUUUUUACGAAAAUGCAGAUUUUUGUGCCUUUUCUCUGGCAUUAUAAGGUUUCAUAAAAUGUAUUGUAUACCGUGUUAAAGCUGAAUAGAAUCAUAUCCAUGAUUAACCUUUUUUUACGGGUGCUUAAAGAAUAUUUACUUGUGUUUUCAAUUAACAAUUUAACUGCCAGCACGGCACAAACUACUUAAAAUACAUACCAUUAAUAAUAUUAAUGUCUUCACACUUGAAUUAGCCAAAAAAAACCCAAUAUGCAUUCUGACAUAAAUGCAAACACCUGCCCGUCUUCACUCUUUCUACAGCCCAAAGACUUAUCAUUUUGAAGUUCUAUCUUAGUAUACUUAUAUGACAUGACCUCUGAAAUCUCAUCAAUGCAAAAAGAAAAUUAUUUAACAAGAAAAAGAAAGCAUUUAGUUGAUCUUUUUAAUUCAGAGUGCACUAUUUUAUCCCUUUUUGGAGUGUCUGUCUGUGCCACUGUGUAGUGUUAAAGCUUAAUAGAGUAUUUACUAAAAUGCAGUACAGUUUCCCUGACUUUGCUGCAAGAGCCUCCUUUUUUCAUGAAGGGAUGUUUUUUUUGUGUUGGAUCUAGAUGUUAUUUGUUGUUGGAUAAUUGUUGUCUUUGUAAAUAUUUUCUGAAUUCUUUUCAGCAUUUUUAUAUUCAAUAAAAAAAAAAGUUUGACAUUAUCA